UUUGCGCGCUCUUGUGGCGACAGUCUGUCACGGUGUUCGGAAAUUCGCUCCAGAAAGCGUUUAGACUCAAAGAAAUUCCAUUUUAUCGUCUCACUUCGGCUUCAAAAAUUCUCUCAGAGUCUCUCCGUCACUUUGACGUUAUUCUGAACGAAAGUCCUUAUUAUCGCCUCAGUAAAAUUUCCUGAGGGGAUUCGGACCGUUACUGCAUCCGGGACUCUGGCGUCCCUGGAUACAGCGGUGCGCUCAGUGUAAACAAGCGAAACACUCCUCCAGAGAGACGUUCCCCGCGUGAGAGACCGAUUUACCUGUAAUAUAUAUAUCCAGGCAUGGUUUAUUGGAGAUAGUAGGUAUUCACAUACUGUAAGUGCGUGUAAAUGUGCUGCAGUGUCUGAUAUGGAGGUUUCUGCGGGUGAUGUGUCUCGGACCCUGGAGAUCAUCACAGCACGAGCGGAUCCACAGGCUUCUGAGGAGGAGAGCAGCGGCUGUUCGGCGGAGAAACUGCUCACUGAUCAAGUGUCUGUGGACCGGAUGGACAUCACAAAGGGGUUUCUGGACGAUAUCUCUCGGCCGGCCUCCAGUGAGAUCAGAAGAUUGAGUCGAGAUGGGCCCAGAUCUCUGGAGGUGCUCAGUCCUGACGUCACACACGCCGAGCAGGUUCACCGGGACACGACUGAUCUUACCGCAGAAAACAGCUCUGAUCAAGAAGAGUCCGAUGAAGAGAAUGAAGAUCCGGAGUUGAGAGAAGCCAUAAAGAAGAUGAAAAGGCUGGACCGUGUUCUGGCUCUCAAGGCGUCAGCGGAGAGAGAGGUGAAGCAGAGAGGAAGACAGCAGCACCAGAGACUGUGGCAGGAGCUCCAGACCGCCGGUCUCAGGAUGAGCAGCAACGAGACGGACAACACCAGACGCUUUCUAGCACUGACACCCGACAACUAUCAGGACUGUGAUGAAGUGGAUCGUGUCCCUGUGUUUGAGACUGAAGUCCUGGAUCUGAAGAGUGAUCUGAACACCAGACACGAGACGGACGGGCAGGAUCAGCCGUCAGACGACAGACAGCGAGGAGCGGCUCACAGCAAGCACAAGCAAGACUUUGUCAGGAGAAAUAUUGAGCUGGCAGAAGCAUGGGGGAACUCGUUCCUGCUCACGCAACAGGAGAAAGAGAGAAUAGAGGAACUGCUGAAAGAUGUGGAGGAAGAAGAGAACCACAGCGAGCUGCAGACGGAAGCACAGGUGGUCUCGUCGUCUCUAUCAGCUGGUGAAGGUUUCGCUCCUGAACCUUCUGAGCUCCACAGUCUCCGUCAUAUUGACUCCAGACUGGAGCUGCUACUUCCUGUGCAGGACUUCCUGUCUGUGCGGAGCCCGUCGCAGAGUGAGCUCAUUACGAGCGUCUGUAGCAGAAGCUCACGUCCUCAUCAGGCCAAGACUGGAGAAGUGUCGUAAAUAACGAAAUACUGAGGUUUGUUUCUCGUCUGGGAGCAGUUUGAGACUCUGCUCCUGGAUCGGCUCCGGUGUGACUCCAGCGGAACGCUCCCUCGUUUCAGGAAUAUUUGUAGGUCAACGUGAGUUUGAAGGAGAGCAGCUUGGGUUUUCAUCUGCUGCAUUUAUUCAAACUCCUUUAAUAUCUUAAUUAUAUUUUCCUUUUUUUCUGUUUUUCCUGUUUUAAUGGUGUAAUUACAUUUUUAAAAUAUAAAUCGUUAUUUUUAAGACUUAAUUGGAAUAAUAAAACAUAAUUUUUUUUAUUAUUUCAGAUAAUUUUAACAAUAAUAGUUCCCUGUAUGAAAUGUGUGGUUUUUGUUGCACCUUUAGAAAGUAUAAUGCAAAUAAACCUUCACAUAUUAUAAUGCUUUUAUAAAUAUUUCUGAAAAGAUAUAAUGCAUUGCAGUGUACAUUAUGAAUAACUUUAUAAUUUCUAUCGUAUAAUGACUCUCAAAAGUGUGUUGGAACGUUUGCUGCACUCGAAUCCCAGUUUCUGACAUAUUUAUCUGUUUGUCUGAGAAAUGCUGUUGUGUAGAAGAACAUGAUCUCAAGUGUGUAAGUGUUUCUGGGGAAAUGGCGUGAUGUCUUGAGAGGGUUGUUCCUCAUAAACUGUGUUUCUGUGUGAUCUGAUGGAGGCAGAGAUGGAGUCCAGCUGGGAAAUGUGGGUCAGAGAUGCUGGAGCGUUCAGUACUUGGCUCUGCUCGUGACAUUCAGCCUGCGAUCGGAGCUGACAGACCUGUUCUGUUCUGCUGGUGUUGUGUUCUGUUGUCAUGUGUUCAGAGACUGGACCGAGUCCCAACAAAAUCUGCUGAAGAACUGAUCAUGUGCUGAAGCUGCUCUCUCUCUCUCUCUCUCUCUCUCUGUCUCUGUCUCUGUCUCUCUCUCUCUCUCUCUCUCUCUCUCUCUGACUGAAGGUGUAACACUGAUUCAUGUGCUUCUGAUCUGCUGCUUGCUUCUCUAAUGCUGCAGGAAUGUGUGUGUGUGUGUGUGUGUGUGUGUGUGUGUGUGUGAGUGUGUGUGUGAGUGUCAAAGUCAAAGUCACCUUUAUUUAUAUAGUGCUUUUAACAAUACAAAUUGUAACAAAGCAACUGAACAACAUUCAUUUGGAAAACAGUGUGUCAAUAAUGCAAAAUGAUAGUUAAAGGCAGUUCAUCAUUGAAUUCAGUGAUGUCAUCUCUGUUCAGUUUAAAUAGUGUCUGUGCAUUUAUUUGCAAUCAAGUCAAUGAUAUCGCUGUAGAUGAAGUGACCCCAACUAAGCAAGCCAGAGGCGACAGCGGCAAGGAACCGAAACUCCAUCGGUGACAGAAUGGAGAAAAAAACCUUGGGAGAAACCAGGCUCAGUUGGGGUCAGUUCUCCUCUGACCAGACGAAACCAGUAGUUCAAUUCCAGGCUGCAGCAAAGUCAGAUUGUGCAGAAGAAUCAUCUGUUUCCUGUGGUCUUGUCCUGGUGGUCCUCUGAGACAAGGUCUUUACAGGGGAUCUGUAUCUGGGCUCUAGUUGUCCUGGUCUCCGCUGUCUUUCAGGGCAGUAGAGGUCCUUUCUAGGUGCUGAUCCACCAUCUGGUCUGGAUACGUACUGGAUCCGGGUGACUGCAGUGACCCUCUGAUCUGGACACAGACUGGAUCUGGUGGCUACGGUGACCUCGGAACAAGAGAGAAACAGACUAAUAUUAGCGUAGAUGCCAUUCUUCUAAUGAUGUAGCAAGUACGGUGUUAAGUGAAGUGUUUCCGGUUCCGGUUUACUUAAUUAAUGCAGCCUAAAAAUCCUUUAACGGAUUUAGAUAUUAAAAGCAUAUUAGUAUGUUAUGUGAAUGCCAGGUUAAAGAGAUGGGUCUUUAAUCUAGAUUUAAACUGCAAGAGUGUGUCUGCCUCCCGAACAAUGUUAGGUAGGUUAUUCCAGAGUUUAGGCGCCAAAUAGGAAAAGGAUCUGCCGCCCGCAGUUGAUUUUGAUAUUCUAGGUAUUAUCAAAUUGGCUGAGUUUUGAGAACGUAGCGGACGUAGAGGAGUAUAAUGUAAAAGGAGCUCAUUCAAAUACUGAGGUGCUAAACC
Messenger RNA from Carassius gibelio (silver crucian carp), 3521 nucleotides. RefSeq names its product fibrous sheath interacting protein 1 (gene fsip1). The coding region runs from base 394 to 1437 and encodes 347 amino acids. NCBI's taxonomy places the organism in Eukaryota, Metazoa, Chordata, Actinopteri, Cypriniformes, Cyprinidae. The transcript is spliced from 11 exons. The record is from RefSeq and is a predicted model, not a curated record.